AUGGGACGAGCUGGACGAACUAUAACUGGUCGGACUGGUACAACCGGAACUAGAACGGGACGAACGACAAUUGGCUUGACUGGUACUGCAAUGGGACGUGGUGGAUGUAGAACUCCCACAAGUGGUGGUCUGGGGAUAGGUUGGGGUAUCGGUGAAUGUGGACUUCCAAGAACUAUUGCAUUCUUUUAUGUAUUCGUCAUUACAUUUUAUGGUGAACAAGGAUAUGUUCAUGGAGAUUCAUCGCAUGGUCAGUCAGGAGAUCCAUGGAAAUAUCCUGUAAUUGAACCGGCUACUCAACCACCAACCCGACCACCAUGCAGUAUAUGUGCUUUACCUCCAAUUCCCUCAACAGUUAAGCCCCCUACACAUCAACCGGAACAUCCUCCAGUUCAUCCUAAACCAUGUCAACAUUCUCAGCCUCCAGCACAUCACCCGGAACAUCCACCUACACAUCAUCCAAUCCAACCCCCGGUGCAUAAACCAAUUCAAGUUAUUCCUGUUGUCCCUGUUCGUCCUGUUAUUCCCGUUAUCCCUGUUCGUCCUGUUAUUCCCAUUGUCGCUGUUCGUCCUGUUAUUCCCGUAGUUCCAGUCCGUCCUAUUAAACCUGCUGCUCCACACCGUCCUGGUAAACCUGCCGCUCCACACCGUCCUGGUAAACCUGCUGCUCCACACCGUCCUGUUAUCCCUAUUGUUCCAGUUAAGCCAGUACGUCCUAUACACAAAGAACAUGAUAUAAUAAAGGUUAAUAUUGUUCAACAUUGA
Messenger RNA from Onthophagus taurus, 762 nucleotides. Lineage: Eukaryota; Metazoa; Arthropoda; Insecta; Coleoptera; Scarabaeidae. The record is from RefSeq and is a predicted model, not a curated record.